This is a messenger RNA of Balearica regulorum gibbericeps (East African grey crowned-crane), 1921 nucleotides long. The record is from RefSeq and is a predicted model, not a curated record. NCBI's taxonomy places the organism in Eukaryota, Metazoa, Chordata, Aves, Gruiformes, Gruidae.
AUGGUUAAACACCAACCGCUGCAGUACUACGAGCCGCAGCUAUGUUUGUCCUGUCUGACGGGGAUCUACGGCUGGGGCCGGGAAAGGGACGGGAUCUCCGCCUGCCGCUGGAAACGGUACCAGCGGUCACAUGAUGACACCACCAAGUGGGAGCGCCUCUGGUUCCUCAUCCUCACCUCGUCCUUCUUCCUGACCCUGGUCUGGUUUUACUUCUGGUGGGAAGUUCACAAUGACUACAAUGAAAUCAACUGGUUUUUAUAUAACCGAAUGGGAUAUUGGAGUGACUGGUCCAUUCCAAUACUUGUAACAACUGCUGCUGGCUUUACGUACAUUACAGUGUUACUGAUACUAGCACUAUGUCACAUAGCUGUGGGGCAGCAAAUGAACCUGCACUGGCUUCACAAGAUUGGCCUGAUGACAACCUUGAUAACUACCGUGGUGACCAUGUCAUCAAUAGCACAGCUUUGGGAUGACGAAUGGGAGAUGGUAUUUAUUUCAUUGCAAGCAACAGCCCCUUUCUUGCACAUAGGAGCACUUGCAGCAGUCACGGCCCUGUCAUGGUUGAUAGCGGGGCAGUUUGCACGAAUGGAGAAAGCCACUUCUCAGAUGUUGAUGUUCACUGCAUACCUCGCAGUUGUAGUUGCACUUUACCUCGUCCCCCUCACCAUCUCGUCCCCUUGUAUAAUGGAGAAGAAGGCUCUGGGACCAAAGCCAGCCAUUAUAGGUCACCGUGGAGCACCGAUGUUGGCACCAGAAAACACUCUGAUGUCGUUCCAGAAAGCAGUGGAGCAGAAGAUGUACGGAGUCCAAGCUGAUGUCAUACUGAGCUAUGAUGGAGUGCCAUUUCUGAUGCACGACAAGACACUCAGGAGAACAACAAAUGUAGAGGAAGUGUUUCCAGAGCGGGCCUACGAGCACUCCUCCAUGUUCAACUGGACUGACCUGGAAAAGCUCAAUGCCGGAGAGUGGUUCCUACAGAACGACCCUUUCUGGACGGCCGGCUCGCUCUCGAGGUCUGACUACUUGGAAGCUGCCAACCAGUCAGUCUGCAAGCUGGCAGAUAUGCUAGAGGUGAUCAAGGACAACACAUCACUCAUCCUGAACUUCCAGGACCUGCCACCAGCUCAUCCCUACUACAACACUUACAUCAACAUCACUCUGGAAACCAUCCUGGCAUCGGGAAUUCGGCAACAGGCUGUGAUGUGGCUGCCAGACACGGAGAGGCAGCUGGUCAGACAGAUUGCACCAGGUUUCCAGCAGACUUCUGGCCUCAAGCUGGAUGCAGAGCGCAUGAGGGAGAAGGGCAUCAUGAAGCUCAACCUGCGUUACACCAAGGUCACGAACGAGGAUGUCAGGGACUACGCCAUGGCGAACCUGAGUGUGAAUCUCUACACUGUGAACGAGCCCUGGCUAUACUCCAUCCUGUGGUGCGCCGGUGUCCAGUCGGUCACCUCUGACAGCUCCCACGUCCUUCGCAAGGUGCCUUUUCCCAUCUGGCUAAUGCCUCCAGACGAGUACCACCUAAUCUGGAUCACGUCUGAUCUCAUUUCAUUUAUUGUAAUUGUAGGAGUUUUUAUAUUCCAGAAGUGGCGCCUAGGAAGCAUCAGGACCUACAAUCCAGAGCAGAUCAUGCUCAGCGCUGCUGUCCGCCGGUCCAGCCGGGAUGUCAAGAUCAUGAAGGAGAAGCUGAUCUUCUCAGAGAUCAACAACGGCGUGGAGACCACGGACGAGCUGUCUCUCUGCUCCGAGAAUGGCUACGCCAACGAGAUGGUCACCCCCACAGAUCACCGGGACACCAAGCUGCGGAUGAACUGAGGGGCUCCGGUCCAACCCUGGCACGUGGCAUCCCCCACGUUUGCUCCGGCAGCGAGAGCCAUGCUCUCCUGCUUGCUGUGGGAUGGGAACCUUUGCGGAACUGCUG